Pelodiscus sinensis (Chinese soft-shelled turtle) is the source of this 7384-nucleotide messenger RNA. The record is from RefSeq and is a predicted model, not a curated record. Lineage: Eukaryota; Metazoa; Chordata; Testudines; Trionychidae.
UGUGUGCAUGUGCACAUGCAUAUAUGGGUGGCGAAGGUACAUAACAAGUUACUAGGCGACUGUGCCCCCUGCUCACUGCACUCGCCAACCCCCCAGUCUCUUGGGGUAGGAAGGCCUGGUUCUCUCCCCAGCCAGUGGGAGCCUGGGCCUCUCAGUCUCCCCAUCUGCUGCAGCUAUCCCAGGCCUCUCAGCCCCCAUCUGAUCAGCGGAGAAGGGUCAGGACGGCGCAGACUGCGUUUUGAGGCAUUUCUGCACAGAAUCAGACAGAAUGCUGUGGAUAACGCCGAGAAAUACAUAACAGAGGAGAAUGUCAAGAUCUUGUUUUCCAACAUCGAAGACAUUCUUGAUGUUCACAAGGCGUUCUUGGCUGCCCUGGAAUUUUGUUUACAACCAGAACCUCAAUCUCAGCAUGAACUGGGAAAUGUUUUCUUAAAAUUUAAAGACAAGUUCUCUGUGUAUGAGGAGUAUUGCAGCAACCACGAGAAAGCACUCAGGCUUCUAAUGGAACUGAAUAAGAUUCCAGCAGUGAGAGCAUUCCUCUUGAGCUGCAUGCUUUUGGGAGGCAGAAAGACAACAGACAUUCCACUAGAAGGUUAUCUGCUGACACCAAUUCAGAGAAUUUGCAAAUAUCCACUGCUCCUAAAGGAGCUAGCUAAGAGGACUCCCUCUAAGCAUCCCGAUCACCAAGCGGUCCAGAACGCAUUGCAGGCAAUGAAGACCGUCUGCACCAAUAUCAAUGAAACCAAGAGGCAGAUGGAGAAGCUGGAAGCCCUUGAACAGUUGCAGUCCCACAUUGAAGGAUGGGAGGGGUCCAAUCUGACUGAUAUCUGCACACAACUCCUGCUCCAAGGGACACUGUGGACUCUGUUGAAAAUCUCACCAGGAAACAUCCAGGAGAGAACAUUCUUUCUGUUUGACAACCUUCUGGUCUACUGCAAGCGGAAAUCCAGAGUUGCUGGGAAAAAGGCAUCUAAACGUACCAAGUCAAUCAACGGAUCCCUCUAUAUCUUCAGGGGCCGAAUAAACACAGAGGUCAUGGAAGUGGAGAACGUUGAAGAUGGAACAGCAGAUUAUCACAGCCAUGGCUACACGGUGACUAAUGGCUGGAAGAUACACAAUACUGCCAAAAACAAAUGGUUUGUCUGCAUGGCCAAGACUGCGGAGGACAAACAGAAAUGGCUGGAUGCUAUAAUCAGGGAAAGGGAACAGAGAGAGAGUCUGAAACUGGGAAUGGAGAGGGAUGCGUACGUCAUGAUUGCGGAGAAAGGAGAGAAGCUGUAUCACAUGAUGAUGAACAAGAAAGUGAACCUUAUCAAAGACAGGAGGAGAAAAUUAAGCACUGUCCCGAAGUGCUUUCUUGGCAAUGAAUUUGUAUCCUGGCUCACGGAGAUUGGGGAGAUAAGCAAGCCAGAGGAAGGGGUCAACUUGGGACAAGCGCUGCUGGAAAAUGGCAUCAUUCAUCAUGUUUCAGAUAAGCACCACUUUAAGAAUGAGCAGGUGAUGUACAGGUUUCGGUAUGAUGACGGAACUUAUAAACCGAGAAGCGAAUUGGAAGAUAUCAUGUCCAAGGGUGUGAGGCUCUAUUGUCGACUGCACAGUCUUUACACGCCUGUAAUAAAAGACCGAGACUACCAUUUGAAGACCUACAAAUCAGUAAUCCCUGCCAGUAAACUAGUGGAUUGGCUGAUUGCACAGGGAGACUGUCAGACUCGGGAGGAAGCCGUCGCACUGGGUGUUGGACUGUGCAAUAAUGGUUUCAUGCAUCAUGUCCUGGAGAAGAGCGAAUUCAAGGAUGAAUCCCAAUAUUUCCGCUUUUAUGCUGAUGAGGAAAUGGAGGGUACAAGUUUCAAGAGCAAGCAGUUGCGUAAUGACUUCAAGCUCAUUGAAAACAUCCUAGCAAAGAACCUGCUGAUCUUACCAGGAGAGGAUGACUAUGGGUUUGACAUUGAAGAAAAGAACAAAGCAAUCGUGGUCAAGUCUGUUCAGCCAGGAUCUCAUGCAGAGAUGGCCAGCCUGCAGGUUGGAAGGAAGAUCUACUCGAUUAAUGAGGACCUGGUAUUUCUGCGUCCAUUUCAAGAAGUGGAGACCAUCUUAAACCAAUCUUUCUGCUCUCGUAGGCCACUUAGACUUCUGGUGGCCACCAAGUCUAAAGAAAUUAUAAAAAUCCCGGACUGUCAUGAAGCUCUAUGCUUUCAGAUACGGGGGGCAGCACCACCCUACAUCCGUGCUGUGGGCAGAGGUUCCAAGGCUGCAGCUGUGGGACUCCACUCAGGGCAGUGUAUUUUGAAAGUGAAUGGGAAUAAUAUGAUGAAUGAAAAUUACACUGAGGUCCUUGAGCACUUUACAGCAUACAGGACUGGAAAGGGCUUGUACCAGUGGGUGUACCGAACACAUGAAGAUGCUGAAGAGGCCAGAGCUCAGCAGUCAGCAUUUAAUGUGUACUUGAAUGGCAGCCAUCAUGAGCCCGACAAAGGACAGCUCUCCAUUGAAGGAAGUGGAGAACUGGAGCCCCUUCAUAAAAGCCAACAGGAAGCAGUCUCUCCGUUGAUCAUGAGCGAAGACAUGCCUCUCAUUAGCUUGACUGUGGAUAAUGUCCAUCUGGAGCACGCCGUGGUGUAUGAAUAUGUCAGCACUGCUGGGAUCAAGUGUUUUGUCUUGGAGAAAAUCGUAGAGCCGAAGGGUUGUUUCAAUCUGACUGCAAAGAUUUUACAAGCCUUUGCUGUGGACGACAGUCACUUUGUGAAGAACUGCAAGAGGCUCAUCUCCCAGAGCAGAGCUGUGGAGACCAUGCCUGAGUACGAUUUCCGGCAAACCUGUGACACUAAGCUGGAGAGUAUCUGCAAAAGGCUCACCAGCUACUACCAGUUUGCAGAUGAGCUCAAAACGAAGGUGAGCCCAGCCUUCAAACAAGCCACAAUGGAGCUUCACCCCUUCAACAGCAUGGAUUUCUGCCCCACCAACUGCCACAUUAACCUCAUGGAGGUGUCAUACCCCAAAAACACUACCUCAGCCGGAAGGUCGUUCAGCAUUCGCAUAGGACGGAAACCGUCUAUAAUUGGUCUUGAUCCGGAACAAGGUACUUUGAAUCCAGUCUCGUACACCCAGCAUUGCAUCACCACCAUGGCUGCACCAUCAUGGCGGUGCCUAAGCCCAGAAGAUGGAGAACCCAGCCCACACGAACAAUAUGAAGGUAGCUUUGGCCAACAGAAUGGGGGAGCAAACCAGGAGGAAAGGGGACUCAGCUUUCUGCUGAAACAAGAAGACCGGGAGAUACAGGACUCAUACCUUCAACUCUUUAAUAAGCUGGAGAUAGCAGUGAAGGAAAUGAAGCAAUACGUCAUUCAGAUAAAUAAGCUUUUAUCCACCAUAACAGAACCCACUGGCACAUGUGAUUCUCUGCCCACUGAGGAGACAUCCCCACCUUCCUUGGGAGCCGAAGAGAGCGACACUGACAAAGCUGAGCAUGGUGGGAUUAAGAAGGUUUGUUUCAAAGUUUCUGAAGAGGACCAGGAAGACUCAGGACAUGACACAAUGAGUUUCAGAGACUCCUACAGUGAGUGUAACAGUAACCGGGACUCUGUGCUCUCCUACACCAGUGUACGGAGUAACAGCUCUUACCUGGGCAGUGAUGAAAUGGGAUCAGGUGAUGAACUUCCCAGUGACAUGAGGAUUCCUUCAGACAAACAAGACAAACUCCAUGGCUGUCUGGAGCAUCUCUUUAACCAGGUGGAUGCUAUCAAUGCACUCCUCAAAGGAUCAGUCAUAUCCAAGGCCUUUGAAGAAACCAAGCACUUUCCUAUGGACAACAAUUUGCAAGAAUUUAAACAGAAAGAAGAAACCACAAUAAGAUGCCGGAAUAAUAUUCAAUUCAGUGUCCAAGAAGACCCCUGGAACCUUCCACUGAGUAUAAAGAACCUUGUUGAAACCAUUCAAAAACAUGUGGAAGAUGGGAAGAAUCAACUACUUCUGGCCUUGCUAAAAUGCACAGAUACUGAGCUGCAGUUGAGACGAGACGUCAUUUUCUGCCAAUCCCUCGUGGCUGCUAUUUGCACUUUUUCUGAGCAGUUGCUGGCUGCUCUCAGCUACAGAUACAACAACAACGGGGAGUAUGAAGAGAGCAGCAGAGAUGCCAGCAGGAAAUGGCUGGAGCAGAUAGCAGCCACUGGGGUUUUACUCCACUACCAGUCCCUGCUGUCCCCCAGCGUGGUAAGAGAGAUGCUAAAGACUGGGUCUCACAGCUUCACCAGGAAUGCUUGCCUCUCUCUUGGCCUCUUUAAGGCCUCACAUCUGGAUCAGAAGGGCAGGGCUCUGCUGGCUUGUGAAGACAUCUCAGUCACUCUGUCUGAGCUGGACAAGGUUGCCUUUUACUUCAAGGAGCUGGACGAAAGCCUAGUAGCAAACACUCCAGUCUUCUACCAGAUUGAAGGAAGUCGCCAGGCCUUGAAGAUUAUCUUUUACCUUGACAGCUACUACUUCUCCAAACUGCCAUCUCGUUUUCAGAAUGGGGGAAGCUUGAAGCUGCACACGGUGCUCUUUACAAAAGCUCUUGAAAGCCUGGAGAGCCAGUCACAGCCAGGUGACUCAUCUCUAGAAGAACUCCAGCAACAGAUUAAUGGAGCCUCACUUGAAAAAGUGCAGCAGUAUUAUCGCAAACUCAGGACAUUUUACCUUGAGAGAUCCAACUUGCCUACUGAUUCCAAUACAACAGCAGUGAAGAUUGACCAGCUUAUUCGCCCCAUUAAUGCAAUGGAUGAGCUGUGUAGACUGAUGAAGUCCUUCAUAAAUACAAAACCCCCCCAGUCGGGAUAUUCUAGUAGUAAUACAUCAGGAGCUGGGCUGCUGCCUAUAUCUUCAGAGCUUUGUUACCGGCUCGGAGCCUGUCAGAUUGCCAUGUGUGGCACUGGGAUGCAGAGAAGUACAUUGAGUGUGUCUCUGGAACAAGCAGCCAUCCUGGCUCGAAGUCAUGGACUUUUACCCAAAUGCAUCAUGCAAGCUACAGACAUCAUGAGAAAGCAAGGACCAAGGGUUGAAAUCUCUGCUAAAAAUCUUAAAGUGAUGGAUCAGAUGCCGCAGUCUGCACCCCGACUCUACAGGCUAUGUCAGCCACCUUUAGAUGGGGACUUAUAAAAAUGAAAGCAACACCCAUGUUAUGGAGUCAUUAAAGUAUUCAGCUGAAAUCAACCCUGACCAAGGACCCAUGACAACUGACACUGGUGGUGUUAAAUGGAGACGGGAGGAGAUGGUGCUGGGUGUCCUGUGUUCGGAAAGAGAGAUGAAUCUGCGAGGCCCGCCUGCUGAGAACUCCUACAGUAUAUGGGCAAAGAUUCUUAUUGGUUCCUUGGCUUAUUGGAGAAGUUCUCUUACCAUAAACACUGUAGAGCUGAGACAAAAGACGUGCCCCCUGCCCGAAUGGCCAGAAGGAAUGGCAAUUCCAUGUCAAGAAACUGCAACUUUACUAAGAAUUCAGCUAUGCUGCUGGCUGAAGUUGUGGCCUUCGAGUUAUGGAUCCAUAAAGCAAAAGCAAGAUGAAGCACAUCUACUCUCCCAGUAGUGUAUCUGGCAUCCAUUUAAUUGCCAGCAGAAUUUUGGUCAGUGGUCUCUUCUGUAAAAGCAUGAGGAAUACCACUGAGUUAACACACUGACCUGCACUUUUGAACCAGGAAUAACUCAAGUUUCUGGUUUAUUCACAUAUGAAUAUAAAGUUUCUCUUCUAGAGUCGUUUUCCUCCUCAGCCCAGUGAGAACCAAUCUCUGUAUGCUGCAGAGUACACAUUCCAUAAUACUUCUUACCAUUACUUCCUCUGACUUACAAUAGAGGUCAGGUUUGGGAUUAACAUUUUUUUACUAAUGGUCUAUUAUGUAUUCUGGAAAUACAAUAAUAUUUUACCAGAGAGUUUGGCAAUGAAGGAUUUUUUAGGAGAAAUUACAAAGAAAAUAAUUGCGGUCUUAUAGUCUGAUUAUUUGAGCAGAUGUAGUUUUUAAAAGAAGGUCAGAAGAACUAUAGUUAUUUAUGUGGAGUGGAGUAUUUGUUUUGGAUCAUGUUAUUAUAUAUACAAAAUUUAAAUAAAAAUUAUAUUGUUUAAAAUGGGACCAAUAUGCUGGCAAUUACACAGCUAAUCCCAGUUUACUGGAAACAAUUCUACAUUAUUUAAAAUCUUUCAGUAUUUAAGUAGUCGUUAAUACAGUUAUUAAAAUGUAUUAGAAAGGUUUUUAAGUUAAAAGAAAAAGGAAUCAUGUAUAUAAUGUACUUUAUUUUUUCCUGUUUCAAAAUUGUUCUCCAUUCUGUCAGUAUUAGCAUUUGUGCAGUAAUUUUCUCCAAAUUACUGAUACUCAUUGAGAAUGUCAGCAGUCUCAGGCCAGAAAUAAUGUUCUUUUGGAGUGAGUGCCUUAAUAAUGAUUCACCCAUAUCUAAUAAAAUUCAGCAGCACUGGAGGAACCUAACGUUAUUCUCUCUCACUGUAGAAAAGCCAUAGUAUCUUUUAAAACAAUUCAUUGUUAGGAGACUCCAGGAACUGUUUGGAGUGAUGUACAUUCUAGAGAAUGAAGGGUUGCUUUUGUUUGUUUGUUUUGGGUAGGGGGUUGGGGGAGGGAAGGAUUGUGUUAGUUUGUUUUUGUUCUGAACAGGGCAUUAAUGAACUCCAGUUUUAUUUAGUUAACAAGCCAACCAUCUCAAAUAUUAUGUUAAAAAUCAUCUCUUCUCACGUGGCUGUGAAGGUUUUCUUAAUUCGAUUUCUUCAGCUGGCACAAAAUUACUUACCACCAACUUUGAGGGGGUUGUAUAGGCUUCCUCAAUUAUUAAAUGUUUGAAAUAUUUUUGGUUUCCUUCAUUGUCAGACUGAGUGUUUUUGGGAGAGGGGACACACGCUUGCUUGUUUUAUUUCUUUUUAAGUAUUUCUUCUGACCCACCUCAGUCCACAGCAGAGGGCUCCUGUUACAUCCAAGACACAGGGGACAGUUACUGCAGUCAGAUGAGCAGAACACAUUGUUUCUAAGCAGUUGUGCUUCUUCAUAACCUUGGAAGAUCUAAUCUUGCCGUUUGCUGUUGAGAAGAAUCAUUUCUUGACAAAUGUCCCAACUUAAAAUUAACUAUAAUGAUAUCUAAAAAAAACCCUAUUGAAACACCCAAGAAAUAAAAACGUAGGGGCCAGUAUCCUCUUCUGGGGUAAAUCAGCACAGUUUUGUUGAAUUCAGUAGAUCUGAUUUAUACUGCCAGUUGAGAACCCUGUCCUACAUUUAUGCAGUUCAUACAGACCUUAAAGGCGCAUAGAAGAUGAUCUAAGGGCAUUUACACUGUGCACUGGUUUACAUUAAAAUGUAUGUGUUUUUCUCAUUAAAUACAUGCUAGAACAUUUUAUUAUUAAAAGUUGGUUUCUAUUACAAUGAAA